AUAGCUUAAUUAUCAUAUCAUAUUGUCCAAAGCUCCUCUUCCUUCAAUUAUGAUAAGAUCAACAGGGAGUGACAUUUAUUGUUACGAUGUUUUUCUCAGCUCCAAAAGUUUAGACUCUAAUUUCAAUUUCACACAUAAUCUUUUUGCUUCCCUCCAAAAAAAAGGCCUUGUUACAUUCAAGGAUGACACUUAUAAGCUCAACAAAGGUGAAACCAUUGCACCAAAACUCCUUCGUGCAAUUGAAGCCUCUCGAAUUUUUAUUGUCAUCUUUACAAAGGACUAUGCUUCCUCAACAUGGUGCUUACGAGAAUUGGAAUAUAUCCUUCAAUGUGUUCAAGUAUCCGAAAGACGUGUUUUGCCUGUUUUCUAUGACAUCCAUCCUUCGGAGGUGCGAAGGCAAAGUGGAAGUUAUAAAAAAGCUUUUUGUGAACAUGAAGAAAGAUUCAAACACGAUCCUGAGAUGGUUCGGCGGUGGAGGGAUGCUCUCACACAAGUCUCCCAUAUUUCUGGUUGGGAUGUGCGUGAUAAGUCACAAUAUGCGGAGAUUGAAAAGAUUGUUGAUGCGAUAUUAUAUAUAUUGGAUCACAAAUUUUCAAGUGUUUCAAAAGAUUUAGUUGGGGUGGAUUCUCCUAUAGAAGAAUUGGAAAAGCUUUUACAUUUGGACUCGGUUGAUGAUGUUCGGGUUGUAGGAAUUUGUGGGAUGGGUGGCAUAGGGAAGACAACUAUUGCUACUCUUUUAUAUGAUCGAAUCUCUCAUCAAUUUGAUACAUGUUGUUUUAUUGAAAAUUUUAACAAACUUUAUAAGCACCAAGGUCCUAUCGGUGCACAUAAGCAAAUUCUACGUCAGACUCUCAGCGAAAAACACCUUCAGGUAUGCAAUCUUCAUGAUGCAGCUGAUUUGAUAUUGAGCAGACUACAUCGAGCAAGGGCCCUAAUAAUUCUUGAUAGUGUGGAUCAAAUUGACCAAUUGUAUAAAACAACUGUGAAUCGCGAAUGGUUAGGUCCAGGGAGUAGAAUCAUUAUAAUAUCUAGACACGAACAUGUCUUGAAGCUUUAUGGUGUGGAUGUGGUUUACAAAGUUCCGCUCUUGAACCAAACUAACUCUCUUCGAUUAUUUUGUCAAAUACUUUCGAAACAUGAUCAUAUUAUAAGUAGUCCUAAGCAACUGGCGCAUGGCAUACUAACUUAUGCUGAUGGUCUACCGCCGCUUGUAAUUAAAGUAUUGGGUUCAUUUUUGUUUGGAAGAUAUAUCUUUGAAUGGAGAAGAGAACUGGCUAGGUUUAGAGAAAGUCCAAACUAUAUCAUGGAUGUGUUGCUGUUAAGUUUGGAUGUGCUGGAUAAAAUGGAAAAACAAAUAUUUCUUGAUAUUGCUUGUUUUUUCAACGGCCGUGGAGAGGAUUAUGUCAAAAAUAUUCUAAAUUCUUGUGGAUUUUAUGCCGAUACUCAAUUAAUUGUUCUCAUCGAUAAAUCAGUCAUAAGCAUUUCCGAUGAAUGUAAGAUUGAAAUGCAUGCUUUGUUGGAAGAGCUAGGAAGAAAAAUUGUUCGCGAAGAUUCAAGCAAAAAGUGUAGCAGAUUGUGGUUGCACAAACAAUUCAACAAUGUUAUUUUGGAGAAUAUGGAAAACAAUGUUGAAGCUAUAGUUUUGCAUGGAAAUGAAAGAGAUGCAGAAACAUUGAUGGCCGACGCAUUGUCUAAAAUGAGUCGUCUUAGAUUGCUCAUACUCAAGGAUGUUAAAUUCUCAGGAAGCCUUGACAACCUUUCUAAUGAAUUAAGAUAUGUUUCAUGGGACAGAUAUCCUUUCAAGGAUUUGCCAUCAAGUUUUCAGCCUCAUGAACUUGUUGAAUUGAUCUUGGUAGAUAGCAACAUCAAACAACUAUGGGAAGGCAAUAAGAAUCUACCCAAUUUGAAGACAUUGGAUCUAAGUUACUCUGAAAAUCUAACCAAGAUGCCAUAUUUUGGAGAGUUCCCAAAUCUUGAACACCUAAAUUUUGAAGGAUGUAUAAAACUUGUGCAAAUAGAUCCAUCUAUCGUUCUUCUAAGAAAACUUGCUUUCUUAAAUUUGAAGAAUUGCAAAAGUCUUACUAUAUGCAUACCCGAUGAAAUAUUCGGUCUCCCCUUACUUAAAUAUUUAAAUCUUGCCGGUUGUUCCAAAGCGUUUAAAAAUCCCAUCGCGCGUGAAGGUUUUGCUAGUUGUUUUUUGCCUUCGCCUUCCUUGCCUAGUUUCUCUUGUUUGAGUGAACUUGAUAUUAGUUUUUGCAGUCUAAGCCAAAUCCCCGAUUCUCUUGGAUGUCUACCUAGCUUAGAAAGAUUAAAUUUAAGGGGAAAUAAUUUCGUCACCUUGCCUAGCCUUCGCGAUCUUUCCAAACUUGAAUAUUUAAAUUUGGAGCAUUGCAAGAAUUUGAAAUCUUUGAAUGGUCUCCCUUCACCCAUUUCUUUUAAGCCGGAUAAAUAUAAGCGAGCAGGGAUGUAUAUUUUCAACUGUCCAGAAUUGGGUAAAAGGGAACACUGCAUUAGUAUGACUUUUUCAUGGAUGAUGCAAUUCAUUCUAGCAAACCUAGAUUCCUCCGACUCCUUUCAUCAAAUUGAUAUUGUUAUUCCCGGAAGUGAAAUUCCAAGGUGGUUCAACAAUCGAAGAAUGGGUCGAUCAAUAAGCAUGGACCCAUCUCCGAUUGUAUAUGACAAUAAUAUCAUUGGCAUUGCUUGUUGUGUCGUAUUUUCUGUGGCACCUUUUGAUCCAACUACGACAAUAUACGAACGGGGACCUAUAAUACGGUUAGGUUUUAAAAGCAACAAUGCGAUCAAUAGCCAUUAUGUUGUCAUCCCAGUAACUCUCUAUAGAUAUCUUAUAAGGGUCAAGUCAAAUCACACGUGGAUAAUUUAUUUUCCGCGUGAAUCAUUCUUUAGUUUUUUGAGAUGUAUAGACAAUACACUUUGGGAUCUUGAUCAUAUCAAAAUGGAAGCUUCUUCUAUGAAUGGUCAAGGCUUACAUCUAGAAGUAAAGAAUUGUGGGUAUAGUUGGGUGUGCAAACAAGAUCUACAACCAUUUUUGAAUUAACUAUGUUGAAUUGUGGAAACUCAUAAGCUCUGAAUUGUAAGUUUUUGGUGAUUGAAUUGUAAUUAUGUAU
Trifolium pratense (red clover) is the source of this 3125-nucleotide messenger RNA. Its product is annotated as disease resistance protein RUN1-like. Gene Ontology annotation, molecular function: protein binding; ADP binding. The transcript is spliced from 5 exons. Gene Ontology annotation, biological process: signal transduction; defense response. The coding region runs from base 50 to 3055 and encodes 1001 amino acids. The record is from RefSeq and is a predicted model, not a curated record. Lineage: Eukaryota; Viridiplantae; Streptophyta; Magnoliopsida; Fabales; Fabaceae.